Messenger RNA from Geodia barretti, 837 nucleotides. The record is from the annotation of a GenBank genome assembly. Lineage: Eukaryota; Metazoa; Porifera; Demospongiae; Tetractinellida; Geodiidae.
UUGGGCAGCGGGUUGGCGUUGGCCUUGAGCGCGGCCGGUUGGCGGAUCGGGGCAAUCGCGAGCCGGACGACCGCGAGCGCCGAGCGCGCGGCCAGCCUCAUCGACGGAUGCGCGGCGCCGGCGACAGCGCAGCAGGUGGCCGACGCCUGCGACCUGGUGUUCAUCACCACACCGGAUGCGGCGAUAGCUGAGGUGGCGGGAACGGUCAACUGGAGACCGGGCCAAGGUGUGGCGCAUUGCUGUGGCGCGGCGUCGACUGAAUUGCUGGGCCCGGCGUCGGACGCUGGUGCGGAUGUCGGUGCGAUGCACCCCUUUCAGACAUUCGCGGCCAUCGGCGGACCGGGGCAGGCGGCCGAACGACUGCGGGGAGUGACCUUUGCGAUAUCGGCAACCGGCUGGCUAGCGGAGUUUCUGCCGAACCUGGCGCAGUCGCUGGGCGGGCGAGGCAUCGAAAUCCCCGACGAGAUGCGCCCGCUCUACCACGCCAGCGCGGUACUGAGCUGCGGGUACCUGGCAACGCUGCUGGACGCCGCGGUGGGAUUGUGGACGAGCAUGGGGUUCACCGAGGAGGACGGGGUCAGGGCUGCGGCGCCGUUGGCGCGCGCUACGAUUGAGGCCAUCGAGCGGCAGGGGCCGAUCAAUGCGGUUACGGGGCCGGUGGUGCGUGGCGAUGCCGACACGGUGGCAGCGCAUCUCGAUCUGCUGGCGCGGCACGCGGCUCAUCUGCUGCCCCUGUAUCGCCAGUUGACGGAAUCGUCGUUGCAUCUCGCUCGGGCCAAGGGAGUUGAGGAAGCACAGUUGGAGCAAAUGAGGCGGACAAUCGGCGGGUCUGGCUGA